Molecule: messenger RNA, 453 nt
Organism: Penicillium waksmanii
Lineage: Eukaryota; Fungi; Ascomycota; Eurotiomycetes; Eurotiales; Aspergillaceae
Product: major facilitator superfamily domain-containing protein
Exons: 2
Coding region: 1-453 (150 amino acids)
Source: RefSeq, a predicted model, not a curated record
AUGGCAGAUGAUAUCCGAGAUGCCCCCUUGGGCAAAGAGAAGCCCGGCUUCAAACUGCGUGAUCCAUGGAUCGAAUUGAUGAAUGGUUCGAUCAUCGAAGCAGAUAGAAUGCUCAAACAACAGGCGUCCAACUCAGGUAACUAUAAGAGGAGUGUUUUUCUCAGUCGCUCCUCAACUUUCAACACUACACCCUUCACAGAAGGCUGCCUAGAGGCAGACGAGCAACAUGGAAACGACAAAGCGAAGUCGAUACCUAUCGUCCCCACGCGAGCAAAGGAAGGUGCUAUUCUCGUCGAUUGGUAUUAUGCUGAUGAUGCGGAGAACCCACUUAAAAAUCCAAAUCCAAACGCGCGAUAUCUAGGGUUCAGCUUAGGGCGCGUAAAACUUAUUAUUGGACAGCUUCUGCACAUCAACACACAGGCCGUCUUAGUGGCUGAGAGAGCAUUGGUCUAG